AUGGCAGCCGCUGCACCACUCCGCGGCGCGCGUAAUGCAACCGGUCCCCGGAGUACCGCGGCGCAGGCGCUGCGUCUUCUCCCGCUCCUCCUCCUCUCGCUCCUACUCUCCCAGGCGGCUCGCCCUGCCGCCUCUCAGUCAUCCGCGGCGCCCCGCCGCCUUCUCGCCACCGAGACGCCGAGCGACCCCGUUUAUAUCGUACGCCUUAAAGGAAACUCCGUCGCGGCCGAGAUUGGCGGGGACGGGAAUAACGGAAACGGCGGAAAUGGGGGAGGUAACGGCGGAGGGUACGGGAGGAAUGGGCAGCGGCAGAAGAUCGACCGGAACUCGCAACGUGUCAAAGACCACGUCAAUCGAGUCAAAGCCCAGCACGCUCGAGUCGCGCGCGGCGCGGGGGUUCCCGACUCGGACGUGCUCUACAGCUACGCGUACUCGACCAACGGUCUCGCGGCUCGGCUCUCCAAGCAGCAGAAGCGCGCGUUAGAAGCAGACCCGGAAGUAGCAUACGUGCAGGAGAGCAAAGUCCGCAAGCUAGAUGUGCUCGACUCGCCGAAUUUCCUCAAUCUGCCCAACACGCUCUGGAAGGCGAAUACCGCCGCGUCGUUGAACGCGGCCGGCGCGGGAACGGUCAUUGGGAUUGUGGAUACGGGCAUUUGGCCCGAGCAUCCGUCGUUCCAGGACCAGGCGACCAACCCGUAUCCCAACCCCCCCGCCACGUGGACGGGCAAGUGCCAGACCACCUCCGACUUCCCCAAGUGCACGCGGAAGCUCAUCGGCGCGCAGUACUUCAUCGCGGGGUUCCUCGCCGCGGGCCUGACGUAUUACGAUCCCAAGGAUUGGCUCUCCCCGCGCGACCUGGCGGGCCACGGCACGUGGUGUGCGGGAGCCGCGGCCGGCAACGGUCCCGUCGCCUUCGGCACGCUCAACUCCGUCAAUCUCGGCUCGUCGUACGGCGCCGCGCCGCGCGCCUUCCUCGCAGCGUACAAGGUGUCGUGGUACAGCACCGCGUACGGCGGCCGCGCCAUCACGGAUUCCGAUAUCUACGCGGCGGUCGAUACGGCCGUGGCGGACGGGGUGGACGUGCUGUCGCUGUCGCUAGGAGGGAUGGAUCCGUCGGAUACUUAUUUCGACGACCUGGGCUAUCUGGACGCUCACCUGGCGGGAGUGGUGGUGGUGAAAUCGGCUUCCAACUACGGUCCUCCACCCUUUCACCCCUCUCUCUACCGCGCCAUCUCCAACUUCUCGCCCUUCUUCCUCACUGUUGGCGCCAGCUCUAUCAGCCGUCGUUACAACGCGUCGCUCACCCUCGGUAACGGCACCGUGAUUUACGGAAACGGGUUUGGCGGUUUAUGGGUGCCAACACCCCCCUCAUCGACGCGGCUAAAAUUCCUGCUGCGGGCUACGGCCAAGUACUGCAAAUAUGGUUCGCUCGACCCAGUCUGGGUGGCAUGGCGCAUGGUGGUGUGCUUAUACGGAGGGGGAGUGAGCAACGACGAAAAGGCAGCAGAGGUGGCACGCGGCAAGGGCUUAGCUCUGCUUAUAGUGAAUGUGAUGCCGGCAGAUGAGGCGUCAAUUACCCGAUACGGCACCCUCCCUGCAAUGACUCUCUUCCCUCCUAACGAUGCUAUUCUUAACGAGUACCUGCUGUCAGCAAGCCCCACAGGCACCAUGUCUUACGGUUGCGUUCAAACCACCGCUGGCACCGCAGCAGCCAUGGCCUACUUCUCUUCCAUCGGCCCUCUCGUCCUCCCCUCCACUGUCCCUCCUCCCUCGUUCCCCACCAACGAUAUCUUAAAGCCCGAUAUUAUUGCUCCGGGGGUUAAUUCCUCCACCCACGUCGUCACCAUGCCGAAGCAGAUCCACGAGAUCAAGGACUUCCUCCUCACGGCGAGGCGGAAGGAUGCCCGCUCCGUGAAGAUCAAGAAGACCGGAGACGUGGUGAAGUUCAAGGUGCGGUGCUCCAAGUACCUCUACACGCUCUGCGUCACAGACAGCGACAAAGCGGACAAGCUCAAGCAGUCGCUGCCCCCUGGUCUGCACGUUCAGGACAUUUGA
Closterium sp. Naga37s-1 is the source of this 2055-nucleotide messenger RNA. The record is from the annotation of a GenBank genome assembly. Lineage: Eukaryota; Viridiplantae; Streptophyta; Zygnematophyceae; Desmidiales; Closteriaceae.